AUGAAACUUUAUUUACACAUAUAUAUUUUUUUAAGCUUCCUUUAUAAUAGUUCUGGUGAUAACAAUUAUGAAGAUUACGAAAGUGGAUCAGAAAAUGAAAAUGAAGAACAAGUGUUGAGUAUUGGUAAAGAAUUUGACUUAUGGGAGGAAGUUAAUAGAUUUUUUGAUGAAUAUAUAUUAUCAAAAGGUUUUGCUAUAAGAAAAUGCAGAGGAGAUUAUAUUACUUUAGAGAAUGGUUCACAAUGCCUUGUUAGAAAAACUUACUCAUGUACUUUUUCAGUUUAUAAUACAAUAUACAAAUCAAUUGAUGAAAAAAUUCAGAAUUAUUUGUUGCCUAAUAUUCGUAUUCUGAUUUCUGAAAGUUUCUUAUAUAUAGCUCAACAAUUUGAUGGCAACCUUGAAGAAUAUAUUAAUUUACAGGGUGAAAUUGACAAUAUAACCAAAGGAUAUCUUGAAGAAAUGUAUAAAAAACUGCAAAUUAACUUGAAAACAUUAUUGGAAUAUGUAGAACAGCAAUAUAUUACAUCUUUGUGGAUUAUUAGACCUAUGGUUUCAAAUUGGAAUCAUCAUAUUUUGAUCUUAAAUGAUGGAUCUUUUUUAUUCACAUGCUUCACAAUUAUUAACUUCGGAAUACCUUGUCGACAUUUUUUUUGUUUAAUGAGAUAUAUAAGUAAUGCACAAUUUGCAAUAACCUUAAUUAAUCGUAGAUGGUUUAAUAAUGAUAAAGUUUUUGAUUCAACAAUAGAUACUUUAAUAACAAAAUCAAUUAGUAUCGUCCAGGAAGAAUCUUAUAUUAAUAAUCCGAUAAUACCAAAGUGUCAGAUUUUAAGUACAUUAAGAGGACAACUUAUUGAUACAGAACUGGUAAAAAAAUUAUCAAAACAAAAACAGCAAUUUAUUGAGGGACAUGAGUGUGUAACAAAAGCAUUAAAUUUAGCAAUUAAAACUGAUUCUGUUGAUGAAUUAAUUGGGCUAUGUAAUAGGUUUAUGUCUUCUCAUAUUCAUCUUAAUAUUCAACAAACUAAUGGAAUAUAUCAAAAUGAUCCCAAUUAUAUUCCAAAUCCAAUUGUAUAUAAAGUUCGUGGACGUCCACCUAAAAGACUGAAAAGUGCAGUGGAAAUUUCUAGAAAUAAAAGGCCUUUUAAAGAACUUACGAAUAUAAAUCAAACUGAUGAACAAAAUGCAGAAACAAGUACAGCUGCAGCUAAAGUAAAUCUUCAUUGUGAACAGCGAAAAUGUAAAAAAUGUGGGCAAUUAGGAUGGACUAAAUUUGUUUUUGAGAACAGACUAACAGACUUGAAUGAGCUGAAUUUUCAGUCUUUGAGGAUGCCAGAUCUGUAUGAACCAGACUUUGAGCGUCAGAAUUGAAUGAACCAGAUUUUUGAGGUAAUUUAAGGGUAGAGUGUAUUUACGCCACAACAUAUAUACAAUAGUAGACUAAAAAAUGUAGAUCAUCACGUGACCACGAAACGAGCAAAAGCAGACGAAAAAUUUAUGAUUUCUCACAAACUACCAUAUGAAUUUUGUUAAAUACACAUUUAAAAAGAGUAUACACACGCACUUCAUUUUAUUUAUUAAAAUAUUUAAUCAUUUGCUAUUAGUCUUUUUGAGUGUAUUUGGACUUUUAAAAGCAAAUAUGACCAAUAAUAAAAAAAUAAAAUGGUAUU
This is a messenger RNA of Rhizophagus irregularis DAOM 181602=DAOM 197198, 1667 nucleotides long. Lineage: Eukaryota; Fungi; Glomeromycota; Glomeromycetes; Glomerales; Glomeraceae. The record is from RefSeq and is a predicted model, not a curated record.